Molecule: messenger RNA, 396 nt
Organism: Iphiclides podalirius (scarce swallowtail)
Lineage: Eukaryota; Metazoa; Arthropoda; Insecta; Lepidoptera; Papilionidae
Source: the annotation of a GenBank genome assembly
AUGUCCAUUAGAAUAGAGAAUAAUUUAAAAAAUACGGACAAUGCAGAGUUGUUUGAGCAAAAAGCGCAUUACGUGCCCUGUAAAAUAGAGGCAGACGGAGCUGCAAAUGUGGGAAAAUACUUUGAACAAUAUGUGGUUGAAAACGACGGUGAGCUCACCGGCACUUUCAGAGGACACCCCCUUAAUGGCGUUAAGAUGAUGCUGCCAGAAGGCUAUAGGGCUUUGCUGGUCACUGAAGCUAAGAAACCGCUCUCUGACGACGCAGACAGAAGAUUUCAGGUGGCCGGAGGAUUCAAGGAGUUUGUCAAUUGGAACUGGGAUAAGAAACCAACAAAAAAUGACACUAUAGUCAAAGGAUUUCAGUGGAUUGAUAUUGCAGAGGCGAUACAUGGGGAU